AAUUUCCACUUAGGUUUCCUGUAACAGCGUUUGUCUUACUCAAUCCUAGAAACUUCAGUUAUACUUGCAAGUCCAGCAGCAUGCUCUUGUCACGCCAGCAGGUCGCACGGUCGUCCCUUGCGAUAAUCACCCCUAAAAGACGAUGCUACUCGAUCACCUUGGCUUCGGCAGCAACACAAACCCAGCCCGCUGUACCGAGACGCGCUCUCGGCGCAGCGCUGCUAGGCGCCGUGGCGCUCCCGCUGCUUUCCUCAGGAGCCGCGCACGCCGGAUUCAAGAAGGAGCUUAAGAAGAAGAAGAUUCCUGAGGAGGAUUACGUAACCCUGCCCGCUAAUGGGCUCCGAGUGUACGAUAUGGAGGAAGGCUCUGGGCCGGAGGUCAAGCCGGGCGACAGGAUUGUGGUCCACUACGACUGCCUCUAUCGAGGACUCGACGUCGUAUCCAGUCGAGCGGCACGGCUGCUGGGCGGCAACCGUACGAUUGCCGAGCCGUACGAAUUCAUCGUGGGGGAGCCCGUUUACGCGGCUUCUCUGAAGUCGUACGAUUCGGACUCCGCGAACCCUCUUUUCGCCGGCAGCAGUGGGCCCAAGCCACCACAGGCACUUUCUCUUUCCGUGGUCGGCAUGAAGAAGGGCGGCAAGCGGUCGGUCAUCGUGGACAUUCCGGACCUGGGCUAUCCGAACGGCGUCAACGAGCUGCCUCCCGCCACGACCUUCGAGCUGAAGGUGGAGGUGCUCAACGUCUAUUCGAAGGCGUAAUUGCCAACGGCCGGAUGGCCCGCUGAGCUGGAAUCUACCGGUUGCCCUGUUUCCGCUUUCGUUUCCUUGUUCUCACUUUCUCGGUACUGUACGACGUUGCUGGUACGACAUCGGCCCUCAUCUCAGCCAUCAUUCGCAGCGCGGCACAUCGGUGUACGACAAUGUGGAGCAAUAUGUGGUAGGGACUCGGCUGGUCUGAGGCUGGACUUUAUGGAUCUGCGAACACGUGCAUGUGCUUUCCGCAAGGACGCGCGGGCCUUGGGGCGUGUGUUUUAUGGGUUGUACGGCGCUAUCGAACAGUAGUACUUAGUAGUACUUAGGUGUAUACAGUGGUCUUGAUAUCUGGAAGACAGGAUGCAGAAGGCCCGACUCGUUACGAAGAAACAUGUGAAGACAGAAAUAUACUUUAUCUCGUCUAAUAGUUGCGGGAAAUUGCAGAUGAGGUACGGAAGAGGUACGGAACUCCCGUGUACGCGUACGGCAG
Molecule: messenger RNA, 1242 nt
Organism: Volvox carteri f. nagariensis
Lineage: Eukaryota; Viridiplantae; Chlorophyta; Chlorophyceae; Chlamydomonadales; Volvocaceae
Exons: 5
Coding region: 81-758 (225 amino acids)
Cellular component (GO): chloroplast thylakoid lumen
Molecular function (GO): peptidyl-prolyl cis-trans isomerase activity
Source: RefSeq, a predicted model, not a curated record